AUGGGCUCCAUCAGCAAAAGGCUGGAUGACAUGCUCUCCACGCCUUUCUGUUCUCAUAUCAUUCAUUACGAGCCCCCAAGGGGAUUCCUCGUACCAAAAUUCUCCACAUACGAUGGGUCCAGCGACCCCUUCGACCAUAUCAUGCAUUAUCGACAGCUCAUGACUCUCGAUAUUGGCAACGACCCGCUACUGUGCAAAGUAUUCCCCGCCAGCUUACAAGGGCAGGCUCUCUCAUGGUUUCAUCGCCUACCUUCCAACUCUGUUGAUAAUUUCAGAGACUUAUCGGAAGCCUUCGUAGGACAAUACUUAUGCUCCGCUCGACAUAAGAAGAAUAUCAGCACCUUGCAAAACAUAAAAAUGAAGGAUAAUGAAUCCUUGAGGGAAUUCGUGAAGCGAUUUGGCCAGGCUGUUCUACAAGUGGAGGCUUGCAGCAUGGACGCUGUCCUACAGAUCUUCAAGCGAAGCAUCUGUCCAUGCACUCCAUUUUUUGAGUCACUAGCUAAGAAGCCUCCGAUGACGAUGGACGACUUGUUUCGACGUGCAAACAAAUACUUAAUGCUUGAAGACGACGUACGGGCAGCCACCCAGCAAGUGUUGGUUGCCGGACAGCCGUCCAAGGAUAGUAUAGAAAGAAGUGCCAAACUUCCGGACAGGCCAAGGCCAUCCGACCGAAGGCAAGAAGGGCCAAGUCGCCCGGAAAUGCCACCCCUCACACCUCUUUUCAUAACUUAUGAGAAGCUUCUCCCUAUGAUCCAAGGCAUGUCCGAUUUCAGGUGGCCUAGACCCCUCGAAUCAGACCCAUCCAGAAGGGAUCAUAACAAAAAAUACGCCUACCACAAAGAGCAUGGCCACACCACGGAGACAUGCAGAAGCCUCUAG
Messenger RNA from Vitis riparia (riverbank grape), 879 nucleotides. RefSeq lists its product as uncharacterized. Bases 1 to 879 code for a protein of 292 amino acids. NCBI's taxonomy places the organism in Eukaryota, Viridiplantae, Streptophyta, Magnoliopsida, Vitales, Vitaceae. The transcript has a single exon. The record is from RefSeq and is a predicted model, not a curated record.